AUGGAGCCCUCAACUACAUCUCACCAUUCCGCCGACGACACCACAUCCGCUGCUGUCGCCCUGUCAUCGCCUGUUACGUCAAUCUUCUCAAAGGGCCAUAUGUCCAAAUCCUCGGCAUCAAGCUUGUCAGUUGCUUCGUCUCCAAACCCACGCGAGUCUUUCGAUUUGUACGGCCCCAAGCUCGGCAAGGUCGCGGAGGAACAAGAACGGGAAGACAUUGCGCCAGCCCAUGACAUUGCGCGCAGCCCUAGCAUAUCCAACGACUACAGUCUCUACUUCGCGUCCGAAGCUCAGGACUUACCCAUCACAUCCACUUACCAACCUGGCCACACCUUUGAAGACCGCGGCGCAUAUAGCAACGCCUCACUAGAACAGUAUCAUUCCAAACGACCAAGAUCGAGUGAGAAUGUCGGCCCCAGUCUGCAUCGACGACUUUCCCGUCGUAUCGGCUCCAUGUCUCGCCGUCUCAAGAAUCGGUCUGGUACUGGCCCCCAGUUGUCUGUCAUGACACAUGUGAGUGCCCCUCCCUCGCGCGCGGGUUCUACCACAUCGGCACAGAUCAUCAGUCCUGCUAUGAGCGCCAUCUCACAGCAUGAGAGCUAUCUCCCACCAUCGCCGGCCUACGACAACAUGGAACACUCUAGACGCAGCUCGUAUUCACACAUCGAUGAAGAAAUGGAAGACAGGACUCCAGAAGAGCUGCCGCAGGCUGCCACUCCUUUACUCCCUCCUGUUCUGUCCGAGCAUUUUGGCCCCGAUGAUACUGUGAACUCACCACUCCAAUCACCCUCCAUCGCUCCCACCCCAGCUGUGUUAAGCUCCCGAACCUCACUCGACAGUUCCCCGGUAGCACAUAUCGCCGGCUUACCAUCUCCACCGCUCUCGACCAAGCCGUCAAUGGUGUCAAUUCAUCAAAGGUCACGGGCCAAUACCACGACUGCUGCUCUGCCGGAAAUCCCUCCCUUGCAGCUUGGUCAUGAAGACCCGUGGUCGCACGCGUUGGGUCAUGCCAACUUCAACAUUCGCCCUGAGCCUUACUUGCCACAAGUCUUUGAUCUCGAGUCAUAUACUGAGUUCAGAUCGAACUGGGAUGUGGCUCGCAGCAACUACGCCAAGCACCUCGUUCGAACGAGCGAACAUUAUGGUUCAACCUCGAAGGUUUUCAAACUUACCGUGGAAAAGUGGACCUCGAUAGAACGGUGCUGGAAGGCCUACCAUGAUGCACAGGAGAAGAUUGUCGGCCCCCAGCUCCAGGAGCUCAAGCGCGCGAGCGACGAGGCUCCCCUCGACAGCCAGCCUCCCAAAUGGCCGCUUGAGAAGCCUUUAUCUCGAAUUGUGAUGCCAGAAAUCGACGACAAGUGCGGCAAAUUUCCAGAGCUUGGCGACAGCGACAUAGUCGGCCCCAUGGAGGUCGCUCCACCCAGGUCAGCAGAGAUGUCGCCGAGUCAAUACCCUUUAUCACCUCGGAAGCGAUCACUACUUCGUUUUCUCUCAGAUAUGUUUGGCAAGGCUUAA
Cyphellophora europaea CBS 101466 is the source of this 1515-nucleotide messenger RNA. RefSeq lists its product as uncharacterized. The record is from RefSeq and is a predicted model, not a curated record. The coding region runs from base 1 to 1515 and encodes 504 amino acids. Lineage: Eukaryota; Fungi; Ascomycota; Eurotiomycetes; Chaetothyriales; Cyphellophoraceae. The transcript is spliced from 2 exons.